This is a messenger RNA of Eimeria tenella, 1716 nucleotides long. RefSeq names its product Dynein heavy chain 1, axonemal, related. Gene Ontology annotation, biological process: microtubule-based movement. The coding region runs from base 1 to 1716 and encodes 571 amino acids. NCBI's taxonomy places the organism in Eukaryota, Apicomplexa, Conoidasida, Eucoccidiorida, Eimeriidae. The record is from RefSeq and is a predicted model, not a curated record. The transcript is spliced from 8 exons. Gene Ontology annotation, cellular component: dynein complex. Gene Ontology annotation, molecular function: dynein intermediate chain binding; minus-end-directed microtubule motor activity; dynein light intermediate chain binding.
AUGGAGCUGAGAGCUCUUUAUUUUUGCCGCGGUUGGGCUGCCUCACCGAAGUACUGGAAUUCUUCUUUGGCAUGGGAGUGGCUGCCUUACUAUUUGCAGAGAAUUGAACAAAUAGAGGAGCAAAUCCCCUCUUCAGUUCUAGUCGGAGUGUUCUGUGUUGGUUGUGAGGACAUAAAAAGCAGCUUGAAAGCAACAGUUCGGGGCGUUACACAGCUGCUACUGGAUGUCCUAGCAAAACGCUUUCGUGAGCAGUGCACGCAAACUUUGGAAGAAUUCAGAAAAAUCUCUAUCAUUUUGAAGCAGCAGCCACCGGGAAUCGACGAACUCACCGAGCUACGGGAAUUCAUGGACGAUACCCCGGCAAAGCUGGAGGCUCUCGCAGUCGACAUCAAAUCAGCACUGCAUAUGUUCGACGUGCUUGAAACCUUCAAAUAUAGACUUCUUGUUGAAGAUCACAACUUGCGAUGGAAGCUCUACGCAUCUCCUGCGGAGAUUCUUGAGCUCUCAAACGAAGUAGCAACAUCUCUUAUCAAGGACAGAGCUCGUUUUCUGGAUGACAUGCUGGCCCAACAGUGCGAAUUCGCAGCCACUAUUGUUGACAUCGCUGAUGUCGUAGCUGGAUUCGCCAAUUUCACGGAUACAUCAAAGCUGGCAGAGGUAUACGAUAGCGUUCUCGCCGUUGGAGAGAGGAUUGACUUCAGUAUUCAGCAAGCUAAAGUGUUUAACCACAGAGAACGGCUUUUUGGGAGAGAAGUGACGGACUAUACGUCGUUGAUAAAGAUUCAAAAGGUAUAUGGUGGUAUAAAGGCUCUUCGCCGAGUGGAAAAGGUCCUGCAAGAGCGCAACCUUCUCGCAGUGUUAGCCAAAGCCUCCGGCGUCAUGAGCGAGCUUGCCGAGUUCAAGCCGCUGGGGCAAGAUGACGCUUACUGUCAAACUCGUAAAGCAUCUGCUACACUUCUUCUCCUGGAUUCACAGCUGUUCGAACGUAUUGGAGAACCACAACUGGACGAAGGGACUACCCUCACCUUAAACUCCUUAUUGGACAAGGGUAUCGCGAGCUGCACGGAUUUUGUCGUGGAGCUUGGGGAGCUAGCUACUAAAGAAAGCUAUCUUGAGAAGGCUCUACAAACCAUGAAGGCCGAAUGGGAGCAAAUCAAAUUUGAUUUUCCAGAGACAUACAAGGACACAGAUACUUACAUUUUGAAAGGUACAGACGAAAUCGUGGCUUUGCUUGACGAGCACAUUAUGACUACGCAAGGACUGCAGUUUUCGAUUUACAAGAAGCCUCUGGAAAAGGACAUUGAAGAGUGGGCCAAUCUCAUAAUGACGUUCAGGUUCUUCACUGUGGACACUGCCUGGAGGGUUUUGAUGCGACACACGUACGAAGAGCCCCAGGUGCUGGCUGCGUGUUCAACCCCUGGUUUGGCGGAUAAACUUCGCGAAAACAACAGGCUCUUGGAGAGAGUGCAGAAAGAACUCCAGUCGUAUCUUGAGCUUAAGCGCAGUCAGUUCGCUCGCUUCUACUUUCUUUCGAACGAUGAAUUGUUGGAGAUUUUGUCGGAAUCGACAGAUCCGCUAAAGGUCCAAGCGUUCCUAUGCAAAGUCUUUGAGAACAUAAAUGAACUGGAAUUCAACUCAGACCUUGUGGCCACUGCCAUGUUUUCUGCCGAAGGUAAGCUGGGUUUGCACACAUACAGUCUGAGUCCGCUACUUUAA